AUGACCGGUACGGAGAAAUUACCACUCUUCAUCAUCGGCAAGUCGGCCAAACCCAGAUGUUUUAAGAAUGUCCACUCCCUACCGACAGAGUAUACGGCCAACAAAAAAGCAUGGAUGACCGUCGACAUUUUCACCAAAUGGUUACACCAGAUUGACAGGAAGUUCGCAAGGCAGCAUCGCCGCAUCGCAAUGGUUAUCGACAACUGUCCAGCUCAUCCCCAGAUUAAAGACCUGAAAGCCACAAAGCUCAUCUUCCUGCCGCCAAACACUACCAGCAAGACACAACCGAUGGACCAGGGAGUUAUACAGAAUCUCAAAGUCCACUACCGGAAACGACUAAUCCUUCGUCACAUCAAAGCCAUAGAUCGACACCAGGAACUACAGAUCUCCGUCCUCGACGCAAUGAAACCUCUGGCUGUAUCCUGGAGGUGUGUGACUGAGACCACGAUUAAGAACUGUUUCCACCACGCAGGAUUCAAGAUUUAUGACAACCCGGCACCCAUUGACAGCGAUGAUGAUGAUGAAGAUGACAUACCGCUAGCCCACCUACUAAGCCUGCCAGUCCCAUUCGACCAAUACGCCUCCGUAGACUCCGAUGUACCCACUAACGCCACCAUGACUGAUGACGAUAUUGUCGACGAAAUCAUGCAACGUAAAAGCAACAACGCAGAUGAUCAAGAUGAUACCGAGACUGUGGAUGAUGAUGUACCCGAACUACCACUACCCACUACUGACAUGGCAACAGAUGCGUGCGCCCUACUCAUUCGAGUGUUAGAGACCCGACCAAACAAGUCCGCUCAAAUACAGACUCCCCUCAGGAUCUCGGACGAUCUCAUUCGCGAGGACCUCAGAGCCCAGACCAAUACCAGGACUCAAUCAAAGAUAUCAGACUACUUCAGUGACUUUGCGUGUCAACGAAACAGUGAACAUUGA
Ylistrum balloti is the source of this 933-nucleotide messenger RNA. RefSeq names its product tigger transposable element-derived protein 4-like. The record is from RefSeq and is a predicted model, not a curated record. The transcript has a single exon. Gene Ontology annotation, molecular function: DNA binding. Lineage: Eukaryota; Metazoa; Mollusca; Bivalvia; Pectinida; Pectinidae. Gene Ontology annotation, cellular component: nucleus. Bases 1 to 933 code for a protein of 310 amino acids.